GCAGACAUGCGCAGAGCGCUUUAAGAAAUAAACAUCGCAUUCAAAACAUUAGCUUGAUUAGCAUGGAUGCGUGACUAGCAGUCGUCUCGUCCACUUCAUUUAAACGCGGUUACGCUCUGGGUGCUUGAGAGGCGAUUUGUUAACAAACUGUAAAAUGUCUAACUCUGCCUGGUCCCAAAAAAUACUGCAGCUCCUCCGCCGAAUGAAUAACUUUUAUUUACCAGGCUCCUGUCGUUCUGAGUGUCUGAGGUUUCAGGUAAAUGAGGCAGUGGUAGGCUGGAUUCCUCCUCAUGUGGCGCCACUGUUAGCUCGGUAUCCGGAGGUGUUCACUCCGCCGCACGGGGGCGCUGUGUCUCUGUGUCGGAGCCUGGACUCGUACGAGAAGAGGUCCGCGGCUGUGGACGCUGUCCUUCAAACCAUGAGACAGGAGGGCUCCCUGACCUGCCUCAAAGGAUGGAGGGACGAGAAGUACAGUGUGAUGUCAAAAUUCUCCGACCCUCCUGUGAUGUGGAUGGAAAGAGCAGCUACCAGUCUGUUUGGAGUGAAGCGGUACGGAGUCCACAUCAAUGGCUACACCGUCAGCGACAGUGGGGAAGUCAGCAUGUGGCUGGCCCGACGCUCCGUCACUAAGCAGACCUACCCCGGACUGCUGGACAACGUGGCAGCGGGUGGUCUGGCUGCUGGUGUUGGCAUCAAACACACCCUGGUCAAAGAGUGUGAGGAGGAAGCGUGUAUCCCAGCAGCCAUUGCAGAGAAGGCUCGCCCUGUAACCAAUGUAAGCUACACCUACGAGGAAGAGGACGGUGUGUUUGCAGAAAGUCAGUUCAUCUUUGAUUUGGAGCUUCCUCUGGAGUUCAAGCCCCGAGUGGGCGACGGAGAGGUCCAAGAGUUCUACCUGCUGCCCAUGGAUAAGGUGAAGGAACUGCUGGUCACUGAUGACUUCAAACCCAACUGUGCCAUGGUGGUCUUGGACUUCCUCAUCAGACACUCGUUUAUUGACCCAGACACAGAGCCAUGCUAUCAGGAAUUUUUGGCGGGACUCCAUCAGACCUUAUAGAGUGCAGCUGAGGUCAGAGGCCCGCUGUCAGAGGCGAGGACGCAUUCAAUCUGUUCUUCACAUUUAACCACAGCUAACAGGGCUCGAGCUUAGGGGGGCCAAAAAUCUGAUUGGUGAGGAUGAAAAUAAUUUAUGGGAUAAAUUUGGGACUUUACUUUAGAAGUAAAGUCACUCUUGCUGGAUAAUAAGGCUGCAAAGAGAUGUCCUCAUCGAUUUUGUCCUUUUUAAGCACUUUUUUUAAAUUUUUAUUUAAAUGGUAAAUGGACUGUACUUGUAUAGUGCUUUUCUAGUCUUCCGACCACUCAAAGCGCUUUAACACUACAUAUCAUUCACACCCAUUCAUACACUGAUGACAGGGGCUACCAUGCAAGGUGCCACCUGCCCAUCAGGACUCUAAGUCUAACUAACAUUCACACAACAUUCACACACCGAUGGCUCAGCCUUCGGGAGCAACUUGAAGUUAAGUGUCUUGCCCAAGGACACAUCGACAUGCACUGCCGGAGCCGGGGAUCGAACCGCCGAUCCUCUGAUUGGAGGACGACCCUGCUCUCCACUGAGGCACAGUCGCCUUUUUUUUUUUUUUUUUUUUAAACUCAAAAUCAAAACAUGAAAUUUGAUGAUGAUCAGUUUACUAAACCAAAACUGGACUGUCAGUGACAGUUUAACAGUCUCACAGUUUGGGCAGAGCUAAUGAAAACCUGGUGAAACAUUGAAAAUAUGAAUAUUCAAGCACUAAAAUAAAGCUUGUAAAAAAUAAAUAGUAGAAUUAUAAUUCUAUUAUGUUUGGUUUUGUAAUACAAUCUUCUGCUGCUGCUGCUGCUUCUUCUUCUUCUUCUAGAUAAUACACUUUUAACAGACUUUAAUUGAAUGGCGGCCUGUGUGUUGUUUAGUUGUGCGUCCUCAUGUGUGAAAGACUAAUCUGCCUUCAAAUAAGCCUUUGUGUGAUGUAGUACAAAGUGGCCUGAAUCUGAUUCAUGGUGAGCUUGGCACUAUUGUCUUUUUGUUGCUAGAUGUAUAUAUGUGAAACUAAAAUGUUUGCAAAAAUGUUUGCAAAGCUCACACUGCACUUUGGCCCAUAAAUAUAUUUUUCACAACAAAAUGUGCAGAUCAGCAUUUGAUGAAGUUCAUUGUACCCACAUGAUAGAACAACUCCCCUGAUUGUAAGUCCCUUUGGAUAAAAGCACUAGCUGAAAUAAAUCUACUGAGCCUAUCUAUGCCUUCCUCUCUAGCUUGUAUUUGGGUUUCAGCUGUACUCGUCCUCUCUUCAGCCUCCCCUCAUGUUUUUCUUUGUUGAUUUUAUUUUAUCUCAAAUCACCGUAAGCUGUUGUCAGCUAUCAUGAUGCUGCUAGAAAGAGGAUCCAGGUUAUCUCCGUGUCCUUCGAGGAGGUCGUACCCCACUCACUAAGUCAUAGUUUACUGUUGAGGAGGAGCAUCGUUCACCGCUGACCGUGUCCAACCACCUCUCGUCUCGAUCAUUUGCAAGAAAACUCCUCAAUAUCAUCAUAAUUAACAACAAACAGGGCUAUUGUUUGUAAUCGCAGGUGGACAUGUCCAUGCAGAUAGGUGGCAUUUCAUUUACUGAAUGCUGUUGGGAUGUAAAGACAAAUAUAUUCCAAACAAAACUUCUGAAUGAAAUUGCUUACCCUGGCUUUACCACAGGCCCUAUGUUGGUCAUUUUUUUAGAACUUAAUAAGUUCUAUAUAACAAUAGUUUAAUAAU
Molecule: messenger RNA, 2776 nt
Organism: Anoplopoma fimbria (sablefish)
Lineage: Eukaryota; Metazoa; Chordata; Actinopteri; Perciformes; Anoplopomatidae
Gene: tpk2
Product: thiamin pyrophosphokinase 2
Exons: 8
Coding region: 155-1057 (300 amino acids)
Molecular function (GO): 8-oxo-dGDP phosphatase activity
Source: RefSeq, a predicted model, not a curated record